This is a messenger RNA of Entrophospora candida, 3540 nucleotides long. NCBI's taxonomy places the organism in Eukaryota, Fungi, Glomeromycota, Glomeromycetes, Entrophosporales, Entrophosporaceae. The record is from the annotation of a GenBank genome assembly.
AUGAAAAAAACAUCAUUUGGAUUCAUAGAUUAUAAUGUGGAGGAAGAAGAUGAUGAUCAUGGUGAGGAAAAGACACUUGGACAAAGUAAUUAUAGAAAAAAUUCUUGUGAUAGAAACGUGAAUGGUCAAAAAAUAGUUACAAGAAAAGGAUAUUUUGACAAUUAUACUCCUGGAUAUUUUGAUGAAACAAUGUUUUCUUUAAAUGUUUUUGAAGGUGACAUUGAUCCUUCAAUUAAACUAUCUGCUGAAAUGCAAAAAGAAAGGAAAAAUUGGCAAAGUUUUUUAUCAUCAGUGUUAACUGGUGAAGUUAUAAUGACUGAGAAACAAAGGAUCUCUAGCUCUAAUAUUCAUCAAACUGCAAAUAACUUUUAUCAAAUUUGGUUAGAAAUUCGGGCUACCACUCAUAAUCAUUCACUCUCUGAAGAAAAACAAAUUUUGAAUGAAAAAAAACAUCAAGUUGAUGUCGUACUUAAAGAAAUAAUUAAUUUUCAAGUUCGGCCUGGUAAUGUUCCAGCUCUUGAUCAAGUUGCAGUAUUACUUCAAAAAGUUGACGCCUGUGAAAGUCUUUAUCCAUCAAGGAAGGUAAUGAUGUCUGAAAAACCCCUAUAUAAAUCAGAUAGAUUUCAACAUAGCAUAGAUGCAUUGAAUUCAUGGUUAACAAUAACUAGGAGCUUACAGGAUCAAUUAAAAAUUCUGCAAAAUUGGACCGGUAGCGAAAAUUUAGAGAUUACAAGACCAAAAGAUUCUCCAGCAGAUGCAGAAAAUCCUUCUUUCUUGGAACGAAUAUUGAAAGAAAAUAGUUUAAAACAAACAUUUGAAAAAAAAAUACUUUCCACAUUGAAUUCACUUUUAUCAAAAGCUAAGUGUAUAAUGAUUGAAAAUGCUGAUAAAUUUGCUAAAAUGAAAUUACCUUCAUAUAUCAAUAAGUUACAACAACUUUCGCAUUUUCCUACAAAAUUUAUGGAAGAAUGUAUGAAAUUAUUACUUGAAAUCUCUGGCCACUUAACAGAUCCAACAUUGCUCAUGAUUCAACAGAGAAUGGAUGACUUUCGUAUUUCUCUUAUUUUGGCUUGUCAAAUUAAACAUCAAUAUUUAGAAUUAAUAAAACCUGAACCUGGUUGGGAAAUCCCACAACUCAUUGAUGAAAAUUAUAAUACCGUAUUGUUGCAAUCUUUGAAAUUUUAUUUAAGAUUGUUGCAAUGGAAAUUUAAAGGUGGUUGUAAAACUGUAUUUUUUAAAGAAGUUGAAAUAUUAGAAAAUGAAUGGUUAUUUUUAAGUGAUAUUUCACGUGAUAUUGCCGGUGAUAUUGAUACGGCAAACCUUACUAAAUGGUAUAAUAAAAUUUUGGAUAGUAUACGUUUAAGAUGCCGCAAAAUAAUCCGAUUUGCAAAUAGGUUUUUGUUUGGAGAACUUGAAAAUGCAGCGGAAUAUUUUAUCGAUGAUGAUAAUUUUCCAAGCUUUAUAAAAAGUUUAGAAAAUACAAAUCAUGUUCUUAUUUAUCCAGAUACUUUCACGGAAGAUAACAUAUGUUUUAUUGUUGAGCAAUCUCUUAAUGAUCGACCAGAACAAAUUAAAAAGUUACUUGAAUCUAUACUCACACCGUAUGAUAAGCUUAAUUAUGAAGAAGAGUUGAAGGAUACUGAAUAUAUACUUAUUUUGUCACCAAGAGUCUCUUUUGAAUGGAAUGGCCCAAUAAUGACAACCUCUUUUGGACAAUUAAAUAUUGAGCUUAGAAAUCAUCGUACAAGACUUGUUGCUAAUGGUUCUUAUCCUCGAUUGCAAGCAUGUAAACAAAGGUUUCAUAGUGCAGUUGAAAACUGUGAUAUCAAAAUAAUAACAGAGACAUGUGUUAACGUUCCAAACGUGAAUUAUGAGGUUGCAAAAGCCAAAAAAACUAUAAUAAAAUUAGUUAAGAUGAUUAUUGAUAGUGUCAAGAAAAUCCGUGAAAUGACAAAGAAUCUUCAAUCUCAAGAUCUAAUUGAAAAUUUUUUCAGUUUUGCAACUGAAAUAGGUCAGCGAUGUAUUAGAUAUAUGCAUAAAGAUGCUGCACUAAACCAACUAAAUAUAAAGCUAACACAUAUGGCUAUUGACUGGGUUAGCUUCAUAUGUGAUGAUUGUAUUCCCAACGAUCGUAAAACUUUUCGAUGGGCUGUCAUAGCUCUAGAAUUUGCUAUGGUAGCAAAUCAUGGAAGCAAUAUUUUUGGUUUAAGUGAGGAGGCAUUUUCUUUACUUCAUAACAAAGUAGCUAAAUGUAUGAUUUUAUUAAUUUCACAUGUGGACAUUUUGGGGGCGAAAUCAUCUCAUGAAACAAUAGAACAAGAAAAAGAAGAAGGGUACGAAGAAUAUUCAAAACCACACAGUGCGAUAAAAUACAAAAGACCCAAUAAUAUGUUUUUAAAUAGUAUUGAAGAUUCAUUGAAUAUUCGAAAAGAAUGGAUUGCUUCUUUGAAUGAAUUAGAAACAAGAAGAUCACAAAAGUUACAAGAUCAAAGACUCAUUGGAAAAGUUCUCGAGGAUCAACCUGAAAACCGACCACUUGUAUUUUUAGCCUCCUCAAGUUCCAACAUUUCACUACGUUGGCAACAAGGCAAAUUCAUAGGCGGUGGUACCUUUGGUUCAGUUUAUUUGGCUGUUAAUUUGGAUACUAGUGACCUAAUGGCAGUUAAAGAAAUACGUUUUCAAGAUCUCUCAUAUUUUUCAUCUUUAUACAAGUCAGUUAAAGAAGAAAUGUCUGUUUUGGAAAUGCUUGAUCAUCCAAACAUUGUUUCGUAUUAUGGUAUUGAAGUGCAUCGAGAUAAAGUAUAUAUAUUUAUGGAGUAUUGUCAAGGGGGAUCACUGGCAUCUCAAUUAGAACAUGGUCGUAUCGAAGAUGAAAAUGUAAUUAGAUUUUAUGUAGUGCAAAUGUUGCGAGGUCUAAUAUACCUACAUGAAAAUAAUAUUAUACACAGAGACAUUAAACCUGAUAAUAUACUGUUAGAUCAUAUGGAAUGUAUAAAAUUUGUAGAUUUUGGAGCAGCCAAAAUCCUAGCAAAAAAUCAAAGGACAAUGGGUAAAAAAACUACGGCUCAAAAAACAAACAUUAACAGUUUAACUGGUACACCAAUGUAUAUGGCACCAGAAAUUAUAACAGGCGGCGAAAAGGGACGAAAAGGUUCUAUGGACAUAUGGUCUUUAGGUUGUUGUAUAUUAGAGAUGGCUACUGGUAGACGUCCAUGGUCUAAUUUAGAUAAUGAGUGGGCUAUUAUGUAUCAUGUGGUGACCGGAAACCCACCAUUGCCAGAUCCUUCACAAAUAUCAGAAUUUGGAAUGGAUUUUCUAAAGAAAUGUUUUAUAAGAUCACCACAACAACGCCCUACGGCUAAAGAAUUAAUUAAACAUCCUUGGAUAGCUGAUAUGGAAACUAGUGAUGUAAAUAUGUCCAAUGGUUCACAAAUUGUUAAUAAUUGCAACAGCCAUAACCAUCAACGUCGUCGCCGCGCUAAUAACAACAAUUUUACUACAUCAAAUUCAACUGCGUUAAAACAUCAUCAUGCACUAUAA